Messenger RNA from Colletotrichum scovillei, 2080 nucleotides. RefSeq lists its product as uncharacterized. Bases 740 to 1852 code for a protein of 370 amino acids. The transcript is spliced from 3 exons. NCBI's taxonomy places the organism in Eukaryota, Fungi, Ascomycota, Sordariomycetes, Glomerellales, Glomerellaceae. Gene Ontology annotation, molecular function: protein binding. The record is from RefSeq and is a predicted model, not a curated record.
AUCACGCCGCACCAGGCAGGAGCACCUCACUUUGCCUCACCUGGCUUUACCUGAGGUAUUACAGGCUUGCAGCACUCCGUGUCUGUGAAAGAGACGCCUCACACACUGCCAAUUCACGCGCCCGCUACCCACGCACGUCUUCCAAGCCCAAGCCCGCGUCUCGCACCCCAGAGUUAACCUGCGAAGCAUCCGGUGAUCCACUCGAACCGCUGUCGCUCUCCGCAGACUGCAGUACAAGUGCCCAAAAGUCUUGUCCAAGGACCACACUGCGCACUCCGUAGGCAUCUCGUCAAAUCUCCUUGGCUUUUCCCCAUCCCGCUUUCCUCGCUUGGAACCUUCCCGUUGCCCGCCUGCCCGCCUGCCCGCCGCCAUCUCCUCUUUCCCAUACCUUACCUUGCUCCGUACCGUACGGAUACCUACCCUUAUUGCUCAUCUCCCCUCCAGACUCCAGGGCUCCCUCCUUGACCGCCCAUCAGAAUAAAAAGGAAAAGGGCUGACGAAGCGUGCCACGCUGUUCAACACGUUUUUGCCCCUCUCCCAGCUCUUUUCUCGGCCCUCUGCCGUCUCUUCCGUCCCUCUCUCUCAGCUCCUGCGCUGUUCCUACCUUACCUUACACCAACUCACCUCACAUACGGGAUAUCCCACUCGCGUUACCUGAGAGAUACUCCGUACCAAGUCUGCCAACCUUGCUCUCUGCUACCUUACAGCCUAACCGAACAACCGAACCGAAAGAUAAACCAUGUCUUUCUUCAAGAAGCUCACCAAGGAGUUUGAGGAACUCAAGACCUCCUUCUCCGACGACAAGCCUGCCGAGAAGAAGGACGAUCAGCAUCAACAGUACCAGCAGCAGCAGCAGCAGCAACAGCACCACCAGCAGCCUCAGACCGGCGAACGCGGCUUCGGUGAUCAACCGCAGCAGCAACAAUACGGCGGCUACGGUAGCGGCGCUCCUCCCUCCAACUACCCUUACCCAUCCCAGGCACAGCCCGGUUACGGCGGCCAGCCCAGCUACGCCCAGACGCCGCCUCCGGCUCCCCAGUCUGCCGCGCCCCCUAUGGCCGCUCCUUCCGUCUCCAGCGGCUGGUUGGUCCAGUGGGACACCAACAACAACCGCUGGUUCUACGUCGACCAGAGCACCGGCCGUUCCCAGUGGGAGCACCCGUCCCCUCCUACCGGUGGCCAGGGCGGCUCCUCCUAUGCCCCGCCUCCCGUUCCCCCCCACCCUUCCUCCGACACUAGAGCCUUCGGCGACCAGGGUUCCGGCUACGGCUCACCCGCUCCACAGUACGGCGGUGCCCCCGCUCCCUACGGCGGCAACCCCAGCUACGGCGGUUCUCCCGCCCCCUAUGGCCAGCCUCAGUACGGCGGUGCUCCCGCUCCUUACGGCCAGGCUCCCUACGGCCAAGACCCGUACGCCCAGCAGCAGCAGGGCCAGAACCCGUACGGCACCAAGGACAAGGAGAAGAAGAGCAGCAGCAGCGGUAUGCUGCUUGGAGCUGCCGGUGGUCUCGCUGUCGGUGCCGUUGGUGGCGCGUUGAUUGCUAACGCCCUCGACGACUCUGACGAUGAGCACAAGCACGCCGCUGCCCCCGCAGCUCAACCUCAGUACGGUGGCUACCAGGAUUCCUACAACGACCCUUACAACCAGCCUCCUGCCGUGCUCCCUCCUACUGACGCGGAUGGCUCCUCCGUCUCUUCCAGUGAUCGUGAGGAGGUCCAGGAGGCCAGAGAGGAGUACGAGGAGGCUCUCGCCGCUGCCGCGGACUCUGAUGCCAGCAGUAGCGAUCACGAGCGCCUCGAGGAGGCCAGAGAAGAGUACGAGGAGGCGUAUGAGGAGGUUUACGAGGAUUAGACGCGUCUCACAGCAACCUCGAAUUGUGAAUUUGCACGCGGUCAGAGCGUCGAACUUGCUAUGACGACUUGACGACAAAGAACGGGAUGGCUCAGCAUUGCGUGGCAGUUGUGACGGCCUCUAGAGGAGGAUGUAGAACACGGCUUGGUGGUUUUUGGGGGAACAAUCGUUCGUUUACCUUAUCCCAUAGCUUGCGAGAUCCAUAGCCCCCUUGGAAUUCAAACGCGA